Molecule: messenger RNA, 969 nt
Organism: Trypanosoma grayi
Lineage: Eukaryota; Euglenozoa; Kinetoplastea; Trypanosomatida; Trypanosomatidae
Exons: 1
Coding region: 1-969 (322 amino acids)
Source: RefSeq, a predicted model, not a curated record
AUGGUCUCAUGGAGAGAGCAAAGCGUGGGGANUGAGUAUUAUUGUCUGCUGGAGGAGGAGCAGCAAAAGCGGCGGAAGCGUCAUGGUCUCAUGGAGAGAGCAAAGCGUGGGGAGUCGAAGUCGACGACGGUAAGAAACUCGGUCUCGUUGUCACCAGUGGCAAGAUCCAGUCCUUCAAUCUUUCGCGGUGGAUUGGGAAAAGGAACGGAAUGCAAUGACGCUGGGAAAGGUCACGAUACAAGCGCCGAUGGUGCGGAAACCGCUGUUGUGGUGGAGACGGCGCCCCAUUUGGCCACUAAACAGACUUCGUGUCAGGCCUCGGAACAGCAGCAGCACGAGGAGGAGGCGAAGGAGCCGACGUUAGGGGUGGAGGGACUGCAACAAUUCUUCCACGACCUCGGCCUCGGCAUGUCGUCGCUCGAGGUGUCAGAUAUAGUGCGCACCUUCAACGAUGAUCCGAUUGAUUUUGUUCUGUGGCAGCGCAACAUUGAGGCGGCGGCGGCGGCGGCGGCAGCAGCGGCUUCCUCUCUAUCAGGGUCUGGGCCGUCAAAGAAGUCCAAGUCGCCGUCUCGCGCUUUGACACCGAGGCGUAAAGAAAACGGCAACAAUGGUAGCGCAGGCAGCAAUAAGGUUUCUACACCCACAGGGGUAUUGGAUGGCACCGGUAAAGGGGAAGUGACACCACAGCGGAGCCGUAAGAGUCCGUCACGGAACGGUGUGACGUUCCCCAUAUUCCUCUUCAUACUGUCUCAUGUACUGCUGGAGCAUGAGGACAGCGCAGAGGCGAAGGACAAUGAGGUGCGUGAAGUGUUNCCAUAUUCCUCUUCAUACUGUCUCAUGUACUGCUGGAGCAUGAGGACAGCGCAGAGGCGAAGGACAAUGAGGUGCGUGAAGUGUUCCACAUCGUUGACGUGGACGGUGAUGGAUAUAUCUCGGUGGGAGAUGUGCAGGCAACUGUUCAGCGCUUAG